AGUAGUAAACACGAGUUCGUGUGAGACGAAUGGUGUCGCGCUGUCGCGACGACAUACCCGGCACGUCCUGCACGUAGUAAAGGAACGCUGUCGCACGCGCGUGUGUAUAUGUGUAGAUGUGUGCGUGCGUGCACAUAUCCUUCUGAAGUCACCUGCGAUUGGCGCAAACCGGCAGUGGUGCAACUGCGAGAAGACGCGGUUUACCCUCGUGCUAUCGUCGAGCCGACACGUUUCACCAGUUGCGGCGAGACGUCGGUGACGCUUCGUCGAACGUCAUCGUCCUGCAGGAGAAAGAAGGUCCUACGAGCGUGCACGACGAGGUACAGGACUCGCUAGUUUGACGGAUAAGUCUCUCCUGCAAGCGACCAUAAGGUGACGAAAGUGGAAGCUGAAGCGGCCACGAGGAUAACAGCUGGCAGGAAGCUGAGAUUAGCGAGGUGUCACCACGCGUCACGCCGGUGUCGUGGGUCUAUGGGGGGCACCGCCUCAGCGGUCCCCCGGCUCAAGUCCAAACGGCAAUUGCCGGAACGGCAGUGCCAUCCUGGCACGAGCCAAGACUGCCCCGAUUCCGGUACCACCGUCCAAACGGAUGAAGAGCCCCUCCAACAUCAUGAGGCAGUCCAGCCUCACGAAACUUGGUUCCAUGAUCAAUACGGCUGUCAACAAACGUGCCGCUCGUCUACGUAUUAAGAGAAAAGCCGCUAUCGUCGAUUUAAAUCAAACUAUAGUUCAUUACAUGGCGCCCAGACGAAAGAACACAAAGAAUGAUUGCGAUGAUCGCUAUUAUUUCCGCAAUGGUGACAUACAGUGGUGUUUCUCGCAAGUCAAGGGAACUUUAGAAGACGAUGUUACAGAAGCUGAUAUAAUCUCGUGCGUUGAAUUUAACCAUGAUGGCGAUCUUCUUGCAACAGGGGAUAAGGGUGGACGUGUGGUCAUUUUUCAGAGAGACCCCAUUAGUAAAAACAGUAUACCACGAAGAGGCGAAUACAACGUGUAUAGUACCUUCCAGAGCCAUGAGCCUGAAUUUGAUUACCUAAAAUCAUUAGAGAUAGAAGAAAAAAUUAAUAAAAUUAGAUGGCUAAAAAGAAAAAAUCCUGCCCACUUUUUACUCUCCACGAACGAUAAAACAAUCAAGCUAUGGAAAGUUAGUGAGAGAGAUAAAAGAGUAGAGGGGUAUAAUACUAAGGAGGAAAAUGGCGCGAUCCGUGAUCCUGCCUGCAUCACUGCCUUGAGGGUGCCAACCAUAAAACCAAUGGAGUUGAUGGUGGAGGCAUCACCAAGGAGAAUAUUUGCCAAUGCGCACACCUAUCAUAUAAACAGUAUAAGUGUCAACAGUGAUCAAGAGACAUACCUCAGUGCUGAUGAUCUUAGAAUUAAUCUUUGGCACCUUGAGAUAACUGACCAGAGUUUUAAUAUAGUAGACAUUAAACCAACUAAUAUGGAAGAAUUAACGGAAGUUAUAACUGCAGCGGAAUUUCAUCCUGCAGAAUGUAAUGUGUUGGUAUACAGUAGUAGCAAGGGAACUAUUAGACUUUGCGAUAUGAGAUCUGCUGCUCUUUGCGAUCAGCAUAGCAAACUCUUCGAGGAGCCGGAAGAUCCAACUAAUAGAAGUUUUUUCUCCGAAAUUAUUUCAAGCAUAAGUGAUGUAAAACUCAGUAAUUCUGGAAGAUACAUGAUUAGUAGAGACUACCUCAGUGUGAAAGUGUGGGAUUUACAAAUGGAGACGAAACCGAUCGAAUGCUACCCUGUUCAUGAAUACUUAAGAUCAAAAUUAUGUUCAUUAUACGAAAACGACUGCAUCUUCGACAAGUUUGAAUGUUGUUGGAGUGGUAAUGACUCGGCUAUCAUGACGGGCUCGUAUAACAAUUUCUUUAGAGUAUUCGAUCGUACGACCAAACGCGAUCUUACUUUAGAGGCAGCACGCGACAUUGCCAAACCAAAAACACUCCUCAAACCGAGAAAGGUGUGCACUGGUGGUAAGCGCAAGAAGGAUGAGAUUAGCGUUGACUGUUUGGACUUCAAUAAAAAAAUACUUCACACCGCAUGGCAUCCAUCUGAAAAUGUGGUGGCUGUCGCUGCUACGAAUAAUCUCUUCCUAUUCCAAGACAAACUCUAGCACAUCUGUAUGCAAAUUAUACAACGGUACAUAUUGACGUGAGCUAGGCACGUUGAACUGAAAACUCCCAAUGCAACCACGGGUGUCCGAAUACUGACGAUAGUUGACUGCUAGUCUGUCAGUGGUUGACUGACCGAGGAGUGGUGUACGUAGCGCCGUCCACGCAGCUCACAUUCAUACAUGCUAUAUACACAUAAACAUACAGGAUUGCACCUCAUACUUUGUCGCGCACAUAUUGUGCAUAUUAAAAAAAAAAGGGAUGCAAACACGGAAUAUACGCAUAACUCUCCAGGCUAUUGAGUUCGCUAGCUCAAAUAUAUUUGCAAAUGAAAGAGACGUACGCAUUUGGCAGAAUAUGUGAUUCACCUAAUUCGCAGACUCGUGUUGGCAGUUAAUAUGAUUUAUAAAUACUAAUACUUAGUAAUUUUUGCUUGUAUUAUAGAGAAAGAAAUUGUGCCAUUAUACGGUGCAGUCUAUACGUGAUCACUAUAGACCACAAAGUGUUUGAUUAUCGCAUUGGUGAGGCGGACAGCGAUGUGAAUAGGGCAAGGAUGAAUUACAAAUUACUUACUGGCUCGUUUAAUGUAUAAUCAGUAUGAAUAUGUGGUAUCUUGAGUUUUUCUUAAUUAAAUGCCUAACUAGCGUGAGAAAAACAAAAGAUCGUGCCAACGAGAUUAUCUGUAAUUAUUAUAUUAUAAUUUUAUAUUAUCACACGGCAUUUCCCAGUUAACUAUAAACAAAAAAAGACAAUUGCAAAGGCAAAUUUUUCUUUGCUUUGCAAUUAUUAAUCGAUCUUAAAGUACGAGGAUACAAAGUAAUAAUAUUUACGAAUAUAGUUUUGGCUUGCAAAAUCGAAAUAAUGAUAGUCGCCAAUACAGUUACCAUUUUCAGCAAGAUCAAUUUUAUUAAUUUGUCUAAAUUAUCUACAGUUUAAUGUAACGACAUGUUAAAAACAUGUAUAUAGGCCUAUUUUCUUGUUUAUUACUCUUACAAAUCAAUCGUCUGUCUCAGUCGCCAAUACGAGUCACAAAUAAUGGAAAGUAAUCUUUCCUUCCAUUAUGUAUCUAAAAAAACUAAAUGUUGCUGCAUUAAAUGUAUCGAGCAAUAAGUGGCGCCGAUUUAAAACAAUGUAUAUCAAUUGUCAUUUUCUAAAAUUGCCCGAUCGGGAGUAAAUGGAAAUCGAAUAGAUAUGGAAUACAGAUUUUUUCUAAUCUUU
Molecule: messenger RNA, 3332 nt
Organism: Nylanderia fulva
Lineage: Eukaryota; Metazoa; Arthropoda; Insecta; Hymenoptera; Formicidae
Source: RefSeq, a predicted model, not a curated record